Pleuronectes platessa (European plaice) is the source of this 2167-nucleotide messenger RNA. It is a transcript of the gene socs2, whose product is annotated as suppressor of cytokine signaling 2. The record is from RefSeq and is a predicted model, not a curated record. Gene Ontology annotation, molecular function: 1-phosphatidylinositol-3-kinase regulator activity. Gene Ontology annotation, cellular component: phosphatidylinositol 3-kinase complex. Gene Ontology annotation, biological process: intracellular signal transduction; phosphatidylinositol phosphate biosynthetic process. The transcript is spliced from 3 exons. NCBI's taxonomy places the organism in Eukaryota, Metazoa, Chordata, Actinopteri, Pleuronectiformes, Pleuronectidae. Bases 740 to 1354 code for a protein of 204 amino acids.
AAGACCCUCAACUUCCUAAGGUUACAAUCAAGUGUGUUUGUGUGUUUGUGUGUCUGUGUGUGUGAGAGUGUGUGAGAGUUCCACCUUAAAUAGUAUGUGUGCACCAUGUGACCAUGUUCCUGGAAAGUUCCUAGAAAUGCUUCUUUAGUGUUUUCGUUCCUCAGCUUGAUUUUCUGUUUGUAGAAGCUCAGACACACACAUACACACAGACUCACACAGACUCACACUGAGUAGCUGAGACACACACUGAGACACUGAAAUACACACUGAGACACUGAAAUACACACUGAGACACUGAAAUACACACUGAGACACUGAAAUACACACUGAGACACUGAAAUACACACUGAGACACUGAGACACACAGACACGGACACUCGGACUCACUCGGUGAUUUUCGGUAAACGGGAAUAAAUCGGCGCGCGGACUGAAGCUCUGACUGACAGGUUGGACCGUGUGUGUGACCCGGACCCGCCAGUACAGGACCGGGACCAGUACAGGACCGGGACCAGUACAGGACCGGGACCAGUACAGGACCGGGACCAGUACAGGACGAGGACGGUGAAUGUUUCUGUUCGUGGAGGACUCAGUGACGUUGCUGCGGUUUGUUGGCUUAAAGCUAAAAGCUGUUAGCUAACGGCUAACGGCUAGCUAACAGCAGUUCUCAGGACCUGGAUAGAAACCCGGGGCUCCAUGUUUGAGCUGUGGGCCUGACGCCGGGCUGAGGUCGAUUUGUCCGAUGAACUUCCAGUCGUCCGACUCAACAGAAACUAUCCAGAGCAACAGACGAGUCGAUAACAACCUCAGAGCUGUUGAAUCAGACGAGAGCCACAUCGCCUCAGCCAUGAAAGAGCUCAGGAACACAGGCUGGUACUGGGGAACUCUGACCGCCGCCGAGGCCAAAGAGAUCCUGCAGGACGCAGCUGAGGGCACCUUCCUGGUGCGGGACAGCUCUCAGAGGGACUACCUGUUCACCAUCUCCGCCAUGACAUCGGCGGGUCCCACCAACCUGCGGAUUGAGUACAAAGAUGGUAAAUUCAAGCUUGACUCUGUGGUUCUGGUGAGGCCGAAGCUGAAGCAGUUUGACAGCGUGGUCCACCUGGUGGAGCACUACGUCAUGCUCUCCAAGAGCAGCGACAACACGACAGCAGACCCUCAAUUCUCAGCAGCGGCGGCGGCGGCGGCACCCAACGGCACGGUGCAGCUGCUGCUCACCAAACCUGUGUACACCGCUACGCCAGCGCUGCAGCACCUGUGCCGCAUCGCCAUCAACAAGACGACGCGGCAAGUCCAGGAUCUGCCGCUGCCCAACAGACUGAGGGACUAUCUGACAGACUACGCCUACAAUGUGUAGACACAGAGCGGCAUCAGCUGUGUGCAACGCCACCUGACCUCGGAUCAGUCCCAUCAUCGGUGCCGACAGGCCGGUCAGAGCCACAGGCAAUAAUUGCCGGGGAGUCGUCAUGGAAGCAGGCGGAGUUUGUGUGUGAUGCAGACGUUAACACAGAAACUGACCACGAGCGACACAUCAGGCCCAAGAUACACACUCACAACCUGCACACACACUUAACCGGUUUCAAAUUAAAACUCAUCUAAAAUGCUUUAUGAUCAAUAACCUAUGACCCAGGUCUGUGGUUACAUCAUGUAACUGUAGCUCUAUGAAAUCGAAUUAUGAAUUUGUUCAUACAUCAAAUGAAUCUGAAUGUUUAAACAAACUUCAUGUCGCUCUGGUCAAAUGUUAUCACGGUUGAAUAUAAGCCGACCUCCGGCCUCCUCUGGGUCGGGAGGGAUCAGUCCUCAGCUAUAGAUCCUGGACGCUCUGGUCGUUAAACGGUCGCUCUCUCAGGUAAAACACGACUUGUUGCAUGUUUGUUCACAGGUUCGAUGCUCAUGUUGAUGAUGUUCUUCUUCUGUUAUUUUCUAUAAUUGCUCUGUGGCUAAAUGAGUAAAUGUAUAUUUUGUAUAAUUGCUCUGUGGCUAAAUGAGUAAAUGUAUAUUUACUGAAGGUAACAGGAAGUACAGAUGUUUUGUACAUAUCACAGCUGUUUGAUUUUUAUAACCUAUUUAUUGAUGCUGUCACACUGUGUGUUUGUACAGAAGCUGAACACACAGCGGGUUCGGGGCCUCUGUCAAACAUGAGAUAAAUAAAGUUUCAUAUGGUGCUUCA